AUGUCGACCCAAACUGUUCGUGUUGCCGUCACCCAAGCCGAACCAGCCUGGUUGGAUCUCGCAGCCGGGGUGGCAAAGACCUGUGAUUUGAUCACAGAGGCUUCUAAGAACGGGGCGAAGCUGAUUGCCUUUCCCGAAUGUUGGAUACCCGGGUAUCCCUGUUGGAUAUGGACCCGACUACUCGACGUUGAGCUUAAUGUAGCCUAUAUCAAGAAUUCAAUCCGUCUAGAUUCUCCCGAGAUGAAGCAGAUUCAGCUUUGCGCAAGCACCAAUGCAAUCGCUGUCUCUUUGGGCUUCUCGGAAAAUUUCAGUGACUCGGUUUAUAUCGCUCAGGUAAUGAUUGGACCAGAUGGAGAGAUCAAGGCUCAUCGUCGCAAGAUGAAGCCUACGCACAUGGAGCGAACAAUAUUCGGUGAUGCCUCAGGUGAAUGCUUCGCAAGUGUCGUACAGCUUCCAUUUGCACGAGUUGGUGCACUGUCAUGCUGGGAGCAUAUUCAGCCUCUGCUGAAAUAUCACACCUUAUCCCAGCAGGAAGAUAUCCAUGUUUCAGCAUGGCCUAGUCUCACUCCUCACAGUGGUGGCUCAGAUCUGUGGUCUAUGUCGGCAGAAGGCUGCCAUAGUCUUUCCCAAACAUACGCCAUAGAGUCGCAGAGUUUCGUGCUCCAUUGCACUGCACUGAUUACUCAAAAGGGUAUCGAGAAAAUGAACACGUCUGGGGGAGCGCUGAUGUCAUCUCCUGGAGGAGGUAGCUCGGCCAUCUUUGGCCCAGAUGGUAGAAGAUUGACGGAGCCUGCUGAUAGUACAACGGAAAAGAUCAUUUAUGCCGAUUUGGAUAUGGAUCAAAUCGUGGCCACCAAGAUUUUCGCAGAUGCUACCGGCCAUUAUAGUCGCCCAGACCUCAUGACGCUUCACGUUCGCAAGCAGGUCAAGAAGAUGGUUCACGAUGAGGAAGCAGUCGAGAUUGUGAAAAGCACCAAAGAAGGCGACAUACAGAGCGAGGUCAUUUAA
Penicillium pulvis is the source of this 1008-nucleotide messenger RNA. Its product is annotated as carbon-nitrogen hydrolase family protein. Lineage: Eukaryota; Fungi; Ascomycota; Eurotiomycetes; Eurotiales; Aspergillaceae. Bases 1 to 1008 code for a protein of 335 amino acids. The record is from RefSeq and is a predicted model, not a curated record. The transcript is spliced from 3 exons. Gene Ontology annotation, molecular function: catalytic activity.